AUGAGAGCAACCACAAUUUGUCUAUUGGGCCAGCUGCCAGCUAUAAUUUAUGCUGCCAGUACAACCACAACCGCAGGCGCUGGUUUUGUUGGAUCGGGAGGGAAUGCCAGCUCAGUUCAAGCUGCCGCGGCCUCGUCUGGUGUCAAUGAUGCAAGUGAAGGCGCUUCCAGCGAGAGUGCUUCAAGCGAUGAUGCCUCCAGUGACGAUGCUUCCGGCGUCAGUGGAGUCAGUGGGGAAACUAUUUCAGACGCCUCGAGUACGAAUGCGGCAUCACUCGAGACUAUUACAUCCAAUAGUACAGCAACAGGCUCUACCAAUUCUACCAGUACGCCAAUCAUAGUUCAACAAGAUUCUUCAGCUAUUGCUUCGGAGACUGUUGGCUCGCCAUCUAACUCUACAUUAUUGAGCGUAUUCACUUCAGGUUCUGCUACGGUCGCCGGUUCCGAAAGUACCGGUGCAGCUUUAGGAUCAAGCUCUAAUUCUUCAUCAUCGGGGCUUGGAUCUUCAUCCGGGUCGAAUUCAUCAACUGGGUCAAACUCAUCGUCCUCUGCGUCGUCGUCAUCAAGUGGAAGUGGUGCCAAUAUGCUACAGACUCCGCUAGCUGCUGGUUUGCUUGCUGGUAUGAUUGCGCUGCUAUGA
Lachancea fermentati is the source of this 639-nucleotide messenger RNA. NCBI's taxonomy places the organism in Eukaryota, Fungi, Ascomycota, Saccharomycetes, Saccharomycetales, Saccharomycetaceae. The record is from the annotation of a GenBank genome assembly.